Ochotona curzoniae (black-lipped pika) is the source of this 2343-nucleotide messenger RNA. It is a transcript of the gene GORAB, whose product is annotated as golgin, RAB6 interacting. The record is from RefSeq and is a predicted model, not a curated record. Lineage: Eukaryota; Metazoa; Chordata; Mammalia; Lagomorpha; Ochotonidae. The transcript is spliced from 5 exons. Gene Ontology annotation, biological process: non-motile cilium assembly. Bases 22 to 1125 code for a protein of 367 amino acids.
GGGGAUCGGCGAGCGGCGCGGAUGGCGCAGAGCUGGGCCGGCUUCUCGGAGGAGGAGCUGAGGAGACUGAAGCAGACGAAAGAUCCGUUUGAGCCACAGCGGCGUGUCCCUGUGAAGAAAAGUCGGCAGCAACUUCAGCGAGAAAAAGCUGUUUUAGAGCAAAGCCAAAAACUUGGUCUUCAGGAUGGCUCGGCCUCGUCACCUCCAGAGCAGCUGCUCUCUGCGCCGAAGCAGAGACCUGACACUCGCAAAGCACCUGCUCCGGGCCCUCCUCCCAGCGCUCUCACCCACACCACUCCCGUGUGCGCUGCAAAACCUCUGCCUAGUGAGAGCCAACCAAGGGAAACCAGACUUGAAAAUUCCCAUGAUGGUCACAAGAAUGUUGAGGUUUUACCUCCCAAAGCAGAAUGCAAAUUGGAGAAAAAGACAGUGGAAUUGCAAGAAAAAUCUCGUUGGGAAGUCCUCCAAGAAGAACAACGGCUAAUGGAAGAGAAAAAUAAACGUAAGAAAGCCCUGUUGGCUAAAGCUAUUGCAGAAAGAUCUAAAAGAACUCAGGCAGAGACUGUGAAACUGAAGCGGAUCCAGAAGGAGUUACAGGCGUUAGAUGACAUGGUCUCCGCUGACAUUGGAAUCCUCAGGAACCGGAUUGACCAGGCCAGCCUCGACUACUCACAUGCCCGGAAGCGUUUUGACAGGGCUGAGGCAGAGUACGUUACAGCAAAGCUGGAUUUACAGCGCAAGACUGAGCUCAAAGAGCAACUCACCGAGCAUCUCUGCACGAUCAUACAGCAGAAUGAGCUUCGGAAGGCCAAGAAGCUGGAGGAAUUGAUGCAGCAGCUGGACGUGCACGCUGAUGAGGAAGCAUUGGAGCUUGAGGUGGAAGUGGAAAAGAUGCUUCAUGAACAAGAAAUGGAAGCAAGGAAACAAGUGGCUCAUCUGGAGAGGCCACUUCCCCCUGCUGGGGAGAGUCUGACUGUGGGAUUUGCGGAUGAGAACAGGAAACCUCAAGAACAAACCGCUUCCCCAAAGACACAUGAACAGUGUGAAAGUUCCAGUAGCAUUCCUGUUAGAGCAGGCUAUCUAGAACAAGAAGCUAAUCAUAUUUCCACUGUUGGGACCACAUGAAGUACCAGAGUUGUUUUUAAAGUUCAUAUAGAUAUCUAUAAAGUGUGCUUCCUAGGAGAGAUUUUACCCUGUACCUCUGCUAAACGACUGGUUACAACUGCGUUCAUUUUUGAAUCCAUGAUUGCUAUUAGUAGGUUAACUUAUUUGAGAAUUCUGGUCCCAAAUUAUGAUAAAUUUGUAUCAAAGGAUAUGUUCAAUAUCUUCAGAAUUCCUUUUAUCCUUAUUACUGGGUGAAAAAAUAUGUUAUUUACAAGGACCAGAGAAAACUGACAUGAUUGGAGUGUCUUUAGACCAAGUAAAUAUAGAAAAGCAGGUUGAAAAAUGAUACUUAAAACACAGUCAAAUGCAUUUUCCCUUUCCUGGGAGAAGUGUUGAAGAUGGAAGUCAUAUUUUGUGUAAUCAGUAAGCAGAUAGAAAAGUUACUUUGUGAAAAAGAGUUGCUGGGGGGAAAAUGUCACAAAUUGGAUUGCUAGAGUUGCAAGGUUUUAUUUUACAGCCAAACAUUUGCUUAAUUGAUACAUGGGCACACAUGCAUGUGAACACACUAGAUGUAAUUGCACUGUUUAACAUAUUGCCUUGUUUAUUAAACACUGAAAGGUUUCUCAAGGCUGAAAAUGAUUUCGAAAUUCUUACUGCUACUUCUUAUCCAAAAACAUCACUGUAUUGUCUUUCUGUAGUUAUGUGUAAAUAUGUGUUCUACAAGUUGGACAGAAAUGAUAAAUUGUCUUUGUUGUAAAGCAACAUAUGGUAUGAUGCUUGCUUGCUUUCUGUGGUAAUGUUUUGUUAAUGAUGUAAUAUUAAUGGUUGGCCACUACAUUAUACUAAGUGCAAAUGUGUAAAUUUUGUAAUUUCUUCCACAGAAAUCUUUGGAUAUUACACUAAAUUAUAUCAGAAGUCCAAGAAAGUAAAAAUAACACAUCUUAAUUCCUUAAAGCAGGGAAUCAUAAAUGAAGCGAAGAAUAAAUAUAAUAAUUCAGGAGCCAUAAUACUUUCUGAAAAUGUUAUGGACAUCCAGUUUUUAAAAUGGGUUUAUUUGAGGGUAUAUUCUGGUAAUAUCAAUGAGUAUUUUUAUAUAAUUUGAAUUUGAAGUAUAACUUCUGUAAACCUAAGCGUAUAUAUAAUUAUGUUUUUAUUCAUAAGUGACAUAGAAAUUGAAUGUUUCAUUACCCAAAACAUUCUUUACUUUUCUAAGGAAUAAACUCUGAUGUAUUGAUAAAA